Messenger RNA from Adineta ricciae, 900 nucleotides. The record is from the annotation of a GenBank genome assembly. Lineage: Eukaryota; Metazoa; Rotifera; Eurotatoria; Adinetida; Adinetidae.
AUGAUCGCUCUAUUCGUUAUCAUAUAUGAAUAUUUUUUUUGUCUACCUGCUAUGACACAGCGGCAUCGUUCGUUGAAAAUUAUUGAUACAUUUGAUGAACAAUUCUCUUCGUUGUCCUCUGAGGAUUUGCAAACCUUUGUCGCACAUGUUCGUCGCCGUUUAGAUGAUGACGGUGAAAAGGAGAAAUCCUCGAAACAACGAAAUGACAUAGAAGAAGAAACAGAAGGACAAAAUACGAUUUGGUCUCGAGUUUGUCUUCUGUCAUUUUUACUGAUUCUUCAAUCGGGUUCAUCAUUUAUUUUACAAUCAUUUUCUGAUCUAAUUUCUCGGCACAUUUUAAUAACUAUGUAUUUAACUAUGCUUGUCGGAGCUGGCGGUAAUGCCGGUAAUCAAGCAGCUGUUUUAGUUAUUCGUCGUUUAGCAACAUCGCGGACGUUUUCUGUUCGACCACUUCUUAUACGAGAAACAUUUUCUGCGAUUAUUAUUGGCCUGCUAGUCACUUCAGUUGGCUUCGUUCGUGUUUGGAUUGAAGAACGCGGUGCAGUUUUACCAUCAUUAACUAUUGCUAUUGCUUUAUUCUGUAUUGUAACAUCAUCAAUCUUACUUGGGACGCUUCUUCCAGUCGUUCUACAACGUAUCGUACAUGUUGAUCCAGCACAUGCUGGUCCGAUUAUUCAAGUCGUCAUGGAUAUUCUUGGUGUUUGUAUUACUUGUGCUAUUGGGCAAACACUGCUUGUUAAUUUUUCGUCUCAUAAACACAAAGANCGAUUGCCGAAUGAACAUACACAACCAAUAGUAACGAUCCGUCGUUUGAGCAAAUAUCGUCACCAGGCUCUAAGACAUAAUCAUAUUGUUCAGCUGGUGGAAUCGAUCGAUGUAUUGGCGGAUAGGAUUCAUUAA